GUGCAUGGUAUUAGUCUGUGUUGGAACAAAUACUUAAUAAAAAAUAUGCAGAUGUGGCUUUGAUUAAGUCAUUGCACUCCAGAAUAAAAGAACACAUCUGCUCUUUUAACUUCAUGUAAAUAACGCAGCACUACAAGCUGUACAUUAGACAGUCUUAUAAGCUUGCCUUUGUUCUGUUUUUCUCUCAACCUUUUCAUAAAAAUGAUUCACUUCUGGCUUAGUAUUACUGCUGCAAUGGUUGCAUUACUCUUUUGGAAAUGGAGUAGACCUGGAAACUUUCCUCCUGGACCCUGGGCUUUGCCUAUCAUCGGGAACUUCUUGCAAGUGGAUUACAGGAACCCUCUGCCAGACCUUGAAAAGUUAGCAAAAAAAUAUGGGAACAUCUACAGUAUAUUCCUGGGAAAUAAAUUAAUAGUUGUGCUGAAUGGCUUUCAGUGUGUGAAAGAAGCUUUGGUUACCCAUGCAAAUGAAUUUUCAGACAGACCAGAAGACCCUGUGUUCCUAAAAAUGAAUAAUAACAAAGGUAUUAUCAUACGUCCGUAUGGCCAGCACUGGAAGGAACAGAGACGAUUUGCCCUCACGUUACUAAGAAAUUUUGGACUUGGCAAAAAGUCAAUGGAAAACAGGAUCUUAGAGGAAGUAAAUUAUUUAGUUAAAUAUUUUGAAGACCAGAAUGGUUGUCAUUUUGAUCCGGCGCCAGUAAUUACCAGUGCUGUGUCAAAUAUAAUAUGUUCUACUUUAUUUGCUCAACGAUUCGACUACCAUGACAAUACGUUUAACAAGAAACUUGAACUCAUUAGUGAAAAUGGAGAACUCCUUGGUGGAUUUUGGGCAGAGCUUUAUAACACAGUACCCAUUUUAAGAGGGCUUCCACUUCCUUUUCAAAAGAUUUUUAGAAACAAUCGUGAUAUCCGUGCUUUUAUGAAGGACAUUAUUGAUGAUCACAGAAAAAGUUUAACACCUGGAGAGCACAGAGACUUUGUGGACUGCUAUUUAGAAGAAAUUGAUAAAAGAAAAAACGAUGGUUCCUCGUUUGAUGAAGAAAAUCUUCUUACAGUGAUGACUGAGCUGUUGGGGGCUGGUACUGACACCACAGCAACCACUUUCAGAUGGGCAUUACUGCUAAUGAUGGCCUAUCCUAUUGUUCAAGAAAAAUGCUACAAGGAAAUUAAAUCCAUUGUUAAUGGAAAGAAAUUUGUGAGUUAUGAAGACAGGCUAAUGAUGCCUUAUACUCAUGCUGCUGUUCAUGAAAUCCUGCGUUUUGCAAACAUAACACCACUUAGUGUUCCACAUGCUACAGCAAAAGAGGUAUCAUUUGGGGGAUAUACCAUUCCUCAGAAUACCAGGGUGAUGGUAAACUUGAACUCUGUUCAUCGUGAGGAGACUCAGUGGAAGUUUCCCCAUGAAUUCAACCCUGCCAACUUCCUCAAUGACAGCGGAGAGUUUGUGAAACAAGAUGCAUUUGUGCCAUUUUCAAUAGGUCCAAGGAUUUGUUUAGGGGAGAACUUAGCUCGGAUGGAGAUUUUCCUCUUCUUUACAUCUUUACUGAAAAAGUAUGAAUUCUUCUGGCCUGAAAAAUCCACAGCACCUAACCUGACACCCAUAUUUUCAAUAGCAAUGUCACCAUAUCCCUUCAGUGUGGGGCUGAAAAGCAGAAUAAACUGUUAAUAGAGAAGAAAAAUGCAUAAAUCAUGUAAUUUCAAACAAACUUAGAUUUUUUUGUUAUUCUGUGAUUUAAGUAUUAAUCUAUCAUAGUAUAAUUAAUUAUAGAUUAUGCUUUGCUUUCUAGUAAAAAUCAUACUAGCUAAAUUAUGACUACUGUUUCUAUUAAAUAAAAUGUGUGUUUUAUUUGA
This is a messenger RNA of Protopterus annectens (West African lungfish), 1853 nucleotides long. Its product is annotated as cytochrome P450 2J6-like. NCBI's taxonomy places the organism in Eukaryota, Metazoa, Chordata, Ceratodontiformes, Protopteridae. The transcript has 9 exons. Gene Ontology annotation, cellular component: cytoplasm; intracellular membrane-bounded organelle. The coding region runs from base 202 to 1668 and encodes 488 amino acids. Gene Ontology annotation, molecular function: oxidoreductase activity, acting on paired donors, with incorporation or reduction of molecular oxygen, reduced flavin or flavoprotein as one donor, and incorporation of one atom of oxygen; iron ion binding; heme binding. Gene Ontology annotation, biological process: xenobiotic metabolic process. The record is from RefSeq and is a predicted model, not a curated record.